GGGCCGGCGCCGGGGCCCGUGAGGCCGCCGCGCUCCCGCCGCUCGCAGCCGGGCCCGCGGGCCCCGCGCCGGGCGCACGAUGCCGCUGGGGCUGAAGCCCACCUGCAGCGUGUGCCGCAGCACGUCCUCCUCCAUGUGGAAGAAGGGCGGGCAGGGCGAGAUCCUGUGCAACAACUGCACGGCGCGCUCGGCGCCGCCCGCACCCGCCGCCUUCGCCACCACCUCGGCCGCCGCCCAGCACAGCAACGGGGGCGGCGGCGGCGGCGGCGGGAAGCAGAGCAAGCAGGAGAUCCACCGCCGCUCCGCGCGGCUCAGGAACACCAAGUACAAGUCGGCGCCCGCCGCGGAGAAGAAGGUUUCCACCAAGGGAAAGGGCAGGAGGCACAUCUUCAAGCUGAAGAACCCCAUCAAGGCUCCUGAGUCCGUAUCCACUAUAAUUACAGCAGAAUCAAUCUUUUAUAAGGGUGUAUACUAUCAAAUUGGAGAUGUUGUCUCAGUGGUUGAUGAGCAGGAUGGGAAAACAUACUACGCUCAGAUCCGUGGGUUUAUUCAGGACCAAUACUGUGAAAAGAGUGCUGCACUAACCUGGCUCAUUCCUACACAAGCCAGCCCCAAAGACUGUUUUGACCCAGCAUCCUAUAUCAUAGGACCAGAAGAAGAUCUCCCAAGGAAAAUGGAAUAUUUAGAAUUUGUUUGUCACGCGCCUUCGGAAUAUUUCAAAUCUCGAUCAUCUCCCUUCCCCACUGUUCCUACAAGGCCAGAGAAGGGCUAUAUAUGGACUCAUGUGGGACCUACUCCUGCAAUCUCCAUUAAAGAAACUGUUACUAAUAAUUUAUAAUUUUUUUUAAGGAGUACUUCGGACAGGUUAUUUUGCGUGUAUUGUCAGGCCUGUGAGCCUCAUACAAGAAUUUUUAAAAAACUAUAAAAUAUGCCAUUUUACUUUAUGGAUUAGAGGAUUUAUUUAUUUUAAA
Messenger RNA from Chiroxiphia lanceolata (lance-tailed manakin), 971 nucleotides. It is a transcript of the gene GATAD1, whose product is annotated as GATA zinc finger domain containing 1. The record is from RefSeq and is a predicted model, not a curated record. Gene Ontology annotation, cellular component: nucleus. NCBI's taxonomy places the organism in Eukaryota, Metazoa, Chordata, Aves, Passeriformes, Pipridae. Gene Ontology annotation, biological process: chromatin organization; regulation of DNA-templated transcription. The transcript is spliced from 5 exons. The coding region runs from base 80 to 838 and encodes 252 amino acids. Gene Ontology annotation, molecular function: zinc ion binding; sequence-specific DNA binding.